AUUUGUGGAGAUUCCCUUUUAUACUUUCAUUACAUGACUUUCAAACACAUUACCCAGUGUGCAAUUCGCCGAUUUGAAAAGUGGUAACCAUGGUAGCAUGGUGGUAACCAUGCAUGGCAACCACCGCGGCGUUACGGCAGUCACGGGGGAUUGCGCUAGUAGCGAUAGAAAUCAAAGAAAUGACAGCAUUGACUGAAUGCCAUUUAAACUUGAGUUAAUAAGUUUAUGAUGAGCGUUAUCGAAAAUGGAUGAGGGUUUAUUGCGUAAUUUGAAAUUGAGUCUAAAAUCAAAGCAUUAUCUAAUGAACGAUCUCUGGCUGAGAGAAUGCGUUGAAUAUCACAUUUCAGAAAACGGAGUUAGUACUCAGAAAACUAUAGAAGAUUUUGUAAUGUCACAAUGGCUCCUCAGCGACCUUCGAGAGCUGAACAACGAAAAUCCCACUCUUCCUCGAAACUUGAAACAGCAAAUGAAAGUCGAACUUACUGGAAAAUACAUGCUUCAGGUGGACAGCAUCUGCGAUGUAUCUCAGUCAAAGUACAGCCAGUUACAGAAAAUUCGCAAUGUUUCCGAAAUCAACAUAAAAGCAACAGCUGUUGAAGCGCCAGCUUGGGAACCAAAGGGAAAAAGAAUGCUGCAGUUACACUUGACCGAUGGGAUUCAAGAUUUACUGGGAAUUGAGUAUAAGCCAAUCCUUCAGUUGAAGGAAACUUUGCUACCAGGAUUUAAAAUAUUGAUAAUGGGUCCUGUUACGUGCAGAAGAGGCAUUCUGUUGUUGACUCCAUCGAACUAUAAAGGAAUCGGAGGAGAGGUUGAUUCGUUGCUGAAAACAAACGCUCUUGAAAAUGUACUGGCCAGGGCGGUGGGCAUGGAAGAAAAUGAAAAUCCAUACGGUGAGAGUAAUAAAGAAAACAAUGUACCCGAACCUAUCAACACAUUUAUUGAGGAGGAUGACUUCGAAAUUGAUUUACAUCAAAUAUCGCAGAUCGAAAUGUCUGUGAAGACUAACGAAGCUAGAGUUCAGACUGUAUCUUCACCUGUGAAUCCUAGUACAGGAAGAGAACUUAAAUACCAUUCUGAAUCACCUCAUCGUAAUAUCAGCCAAUCAGCAGCAAUAGCAGAGGGCAAAAAACAAUCUGGAAAUGACAGGAAGCUCACAUCUGUGGUGGAUAGUCAAUUAAAACCACUGGUAGCAGAACCGAGCAAUUUUAUAGUGGCAAAGAAAGUUCUGGCCACUACUGCAAAGGCAGGGAACCCUGCGUGCAAUUCUACAACUACCAACAAUGCCCUUGCUCCAGAGGUAAUUUUGGUGGACGAUGACGAUGACUUUGAUUUUGACCAAGAGCUUGAUAGAGUUAUGCAUAAUAUUGAUGCGGACCGCAAUAAAGAGCCAGUACUACAUCUUCCAAGUUCCGUGAUCGGAGUGGCAAGGAAAACACAUCAGGAAAAAAUAAAGAGCACGGCCUCAUCGAACGGCAAACGAUCAGCGGACGUCUUUUCACCUCCAAGUUGCAGUCCGAAGCUGAAAUGCCUUGACACUACUGCACUGAGUAAAGGAUAUAGAAAGAUGACUGACUUUGUCAAAAAAAUGCCUCCAAAGGAAGAAAUGCCACCAAAAAUCUGCGACUUUAUAUGUGACAUCAUCAGCGAACCAGUCAAAGGUAUUGGUCAUUUCAGGACGGUCAGAGGGAGAGUCACGAAGCAUGGAAGUUUAAAUAAAAAAGAUAAAAGUUGGGAUCUCAAAGCCACAAUAACGGAUUACACGGCUAGCCUGGAUAUCACCUUUUCAUCUGAGGUUCUCGAGGAUAUGAUCGGAUUUUCAGUAGCAGAAUUUGUUGCAAAAAAAAAACUCCGCAAAACAAAUCCAGAGGUGGAGGAAUUCCUGAGAAAAGGCUUUCGCAACGCAGAAGCGAGAGUGCAACGCAUGGAUGCCCUUAUGGAAAUUGAACUACGUGAAAAUGAUGUUCCAAAGGUAGUAGACAUCAGGGAACUCACAGAGGAGCAUAAACAACUGAUACAAAAGCGAGUAAAACUAUUGGCUAUCUGAAUUUUAUUCGCAUUGGAAAAAGUAAAAUUUUUCAAACUGUUUAUAACUCAUUGUACAUUAUCAUUAUAUAAUUACUUUAAUUUUGUACUCAGGCAUUAGACAAGAUUAGUCCGGACUUGGCUUUAUUUCAAAAGUCCUGGUCUUGCCCAAUAUAAAUGUAGAUCAAUAAAUAACCACCGUAGAAAAAACGAACAAAUAAAAAUAUUUUUUUUUAUUACUAGCA
This is a messenger RNA of Athalia rosae (coleseed sawfly), 2267 nucleotides long. RefSeq names its product recQ-mediated genome instability protein 1-like. Gene Ontology annotation, molecular function: nucleotide binding. Gene Ontology annotation, cellular component: RecQ family helicase-topoisomerase III complex; nuclear body. Gene Ontology annotation, biological process: double-strand break repair via homologous recombination; resolution of meiotic recombination intermediates. The record is from RefSeq and is a predicted model, not a curated record. The transcript has 9 exons. NCBI's taxonomy places the organism in Eukaryota, Metazoa, Arthropoda, Insecta, Hymenoptera, Athaliidae. The coding region runs from base 245 to 2044 and encodes 599 amino acids.